Messenger RNA from Linum trigynum, 5361 nucleotides. The record is from the annotation of a GenBank genome assembly. Lineage: Eukaryota; Viridiplantae; Streptophyta; Magnoliopsida; Malpighiales; Linaceae.
AACUAAUUACAUAUCACAAAACUAUCAAAAAAUUUAUGUAGACUCUCAUAAUUCUUAACUGUCGAGAAAUAUGAAGCAUAUAAGAAACCAAUUACCCCAUAACCAAAAGCUGAAAUCUUAGCAUGAUUCUCCAAUUAAAGCUAAGGGAGAGAAAUGGGGAGAGGAGACACACAUUCUCCGAACACAAAGAGGGACAAAAUCACCGUCGAUACCAAUUCCCCAUACCCUCUGUCUCCCUCCCUUGUAAUUACUUGAUUUUAUUACUUGAUUAAUUAAUGAUCCAACACCUUAAUUAAUUGUCGAGAAAUUUUACAAUACUAUAUAGUAUUGGUGCUAUAAGUUUUUGUUUUUAUGGUAUAACUUAAAAUUGUACAUUUACGUUGUGGUACAAUUUCAGAUUGCACCUAUACUUUUUGUACAAAUUCUUUUAUGGUACAACUUGAACUUGUACCUUUAUGUGAUGGUACAACUUCAAGUUGUAAAGUUGUACCAUAACAUAAUGAUACAAAUUGCUUUAUGGUACAACCUAAACUUAUAUAUUUAAUGUUAUGGUACAACUUUAAGUUGUACAUUAAAGCACCAAUACUAUAUAGCAUAGUAGAAGUGCUCUUAAUUGUCAUUGCAUAUAAAUUUUGAAGUAAACAAUUAAUAGCUAACCGACUCCUUUACGUGCAUGGUUCCAUUCAACUGACUCCUUCUCCAAAGCACACUUAUCCGCGCUAUUACUAUAAUCCUCAAAGGUAUACUAUUACUAUAUACUAUAUUCAAGGUUAUUCAUGCUUGUCCAUGGGGAUUUUUAGAUUUGAAGGCAUGACUUAAUUAUUAUCCGUCAAUAGUUUGUUUCAAGAGAGAUGAAGAUGAUUACGAGUGGUAAGUUAUCGUUAACAUGUAUGCUUUUAGUUUAACGUUUUUUACGAAAUGAUCUUAUCUAUGAUUCUUAAAACAUUUAUGUUCCGGUGGAUUAGUUAAUUAAGACAUCAAACUCGUACGAAAAAAAGAUAUUAAGAUUGAGUAUCAUCAACCACAAUCCGACAUUCCCUUAAUCAUUAAGAAGGACAUUGCUAUAUUUUACCCUGGGAGCAACGUUAAGGGCAAAAACAAGAUAAGAUACAGGCAGCUUCUAGUUCUAGUGAUGAUCAAUCGAUCUUGAUCUCCCCACCACACCGGCCAACUGGUUUGCCGUCGCCCAUCAUCGCCUAGAUUCUAUGUAUACUACUGCUUUUGAUAUAUUAAGUAUUUUUCAGGGCAUGGCUAUUGGCUAAGUGAACCUAUCCAAAUUAGAGACCAAAUAUGAAUUGGGAUCUGAAUUUCCAUAAGACAAGAAAUAUGGAUAAAUCGCCAUUGAUUAAUAACAAUAAUUUGGGAUUAGGAGUAGAGAGGGAAGACACAACACAUGCAAAUGCAAGGGUAAUCGUGAGCACACCCCACACUCAUAAUCUGCCACUUUUGUCUCUUCCUUUUUGCGGCUACGUGUUAAUGAGAUAAUUCCUUGUGGGGUUGCUUUGCAUGCAUGAAUCCUCAUCAUCAAAAUUGAGGUGAUAUGGUCAUCAAACUUUAGGGUUUUCAUAAAUCAGUCAUUAAAACAAGAACAUAGAAAUCAUCCGAUUAUGAAAAAGUGAGUUCAGAUUCGCAUUAUUCGUUUGACCGGAUCUCUCAUCAAAUUCUAUUUCAUUCGUUUGAUUGAGUUGUCAGAACUCAUACUUGCUCAAUAGUCUUGAUUUGAAUUCACUACAAAUUAAGGGUUUGAAUUGAAAAAUGGAAAAAAGAAGUUCUAUAUAGAAUAUCAAAAUGUAUAAGGUGUAACCUUCUUUUGAUCUUGGUCACUAAUCUUUACCCUCGUGCUUAUACUAAAUCCUGUUCUUUAUUCCAAGAAGUAAUAUUUAACAUCCAAAAGAAAAGAGAAACAUUGCCCUAAGGAAAGAGAAGGUAUGAGCAAUAUUGAGUAAGGCCGACAAGAAGGACGGAGGCAGCCGUUGUAUAAGUUAACCAAACACCUCCCUCCCAUUCUGAUAAAGCCUGUCAUUCUUGUCCCUCACCAUCCCCUCUACUUACUUUCGAACACCAAUAUCCCAUUUCUUCCGAGGGAGGGGUCGCCUUGACCUCCUUGUCCAUUGAAAGCUUUUAUCAGUCAAAGUUAUGGUUGGUCGAUCGAUAAAGAGGGAAAGGGAAAGGGAAAAGAGUGAGUGAGUGAGAGCAGAACAGAACAGAGAGAUGAGGUUACUGAACUUAGCUUUGCUUUUUUAGGACUCGCUUCCCUGCCUGCCUUUGGCUUUAACUUGAGCAUGCGUUGGUCAGCUGACGACAUGCACACACACAUAUAGUAUAAGAAUAUGACCACCAUCUCUUCUCAUCUCAUGAAAGUUCCAUUAAUUAUUACCACCACUUCUAGAGACAAGAGUUCCAACCUCUUUCCCGGCGAUGGACAAAAAGGAAAAGCAAGCACCCAACAACUAACAGUAAUAACGAUGUUGUAACAUUAUAAUAAUAGUGGUAAUGGUCAUCCUCCUAUAACCACCACGAUUUGUUACACAAGCAUAACCAAGUAGAAUCAUCUUAGUUAUGACUGAUUGAGCAUGAAGUAGGUUAUCUUAAAGCUACCUUGAUACAAGAUGGAGGAUUUGGGAAUCCAUUAUGUGGCAUGUGUCACUCAGAUCAUCCAACCAUCCAAUCUAGUUUAACAACAUAUCAUGUAUGAUCGUUAUAUUAUAUACCCUAAUCUUUUCCGGAAACUCUCCAACCGUGUUUUAUGAGAGUAGGAAUGGCAAUGGGGCAGGUCCGGGGCGGGUUUCUCGAUACCCAUACCUGCCCCAUAGCAGUUCGGGUCCAGGUCGGGUAGGUGGUUGCUUAUAUAGCCACUGGGUGACUCAUAGCUUCAAGUCGUGAAUAUGAAAGAGCAAAUUAGGAGACCUUGUUUACUGAUUGAUCUUGUUGUUCUAGGUUACUAGUCAACACAAACAACUCAAUGUUGCUCCGAAAGAUAUGAAGACUCGAACUCCACCACUUAUAAUCAACAACUUCUAAUAGUGGUCCAUCGGUUGAAGAGCUUAUUUCAUAUGUUAAUGUGACUUCUUUUAUUAUUAUUAUUAUUAUUAUUAUUAAGCGAAGAAAUGAAUUCACUCAAACCAUUUUGCUCUCAUGCAAAAAUUAUAACAAAGGCAUAAAUCAAAUCUAUGCAUGUUAACUCCAGAAUUAGGUUGCAUUGCAUCUAAACUAUGUCAUUAGUGCAAAUCAAUCAAGCAAAAGAAAUCGCCACCUCUACAUUAGUGAUGUGGGACACAUAGUACAACCUUGGUAGUACUAAACCCCAUGAUGAAUGAUAUGAUGUGUCCCAUCUUGCCUCCCCCCUCUAUAUAUAAUAUGCCCUCUCCUUUCCUCCCCUUCUCAAAACCAAUUCCCUAAACAAAAAACUCACCAUACUCCAUUCCAAUCAAAUUCUCAACCCUUCCAAAACCAAAGAAAGAAGCAACCAACAAUGUACCAAACAGAGUCAUGGGGAUCUCCCUACGUGCCAGCAUCGGGGAGAAACGGAGUCGGGUCUUACUCCGGCGGCGGUGGGGACCCUUUCGAACGGAUAGAGCGGCUUGCGGCGGAGAGCGCGGUGGUGAUAUUCAGCAUAAGCAGCUGCUGCAUGUGCCACGCCAUCAAGCGCCUCUUCUGCGGGAUGGGCGUCAACCCGACCGUCUACGAGCUGGAUCAGGCGGGCGACCCAAUUGCAGGGAAGGAGAUGGAGAUGGCGCUGAUGAGGCUGAUCGGAGCCUCCUCCGCCGCCGCCCUCCCAGUCGUGUUCGUCGGCGGGAAGCUCGUCGGGGCUAUGGACAGGGUCAUGGCUUCCCAUAUUAACGGCACCCUCGUCCCUCUCCUCAAAGACGCCGGCGCUCUCUGGCUCUGAAAACCAAAAACAGAGCCUCGCUUUCUCUAAGUAGACUUUCUUUCUUAUUUCUCUGUUUUCUGGUAUUUGAAAGAAAAACAAGAGAACCCAGGAACAAAAAUUUUAUCUUUUUUUCUUUUCUUGUAGUUGUUGUUGAUUUGUCCAUGUUUUCGUGCUAAUGUUUAGGAAAGUUCCUCCAUUUUUUGGGGUUUGGGAAGGAUCCAAACUAGCUGUUGCUUAAGGACUCUGUUUUCCUUCAGUGGUUGAUUACGAUUAGGGAGGGAGGCCUUUGUGUUUAAAUUUCCAAGUGUUUUUUGCCAUUUUUAGUGAUUUGUGAGAAAAGUGAAGAAAUAGAUGUAUUUGCUCCUCCUCUGUUUUUUUCUCCCUCUUCCUCUCUUCUCAAAUGUUAUUUUUUCCGCCCAUACUUACGUUACUACUACUACAAUUAACAAGCAAAGAUAGUGUAUUGAGAGAUCAUAAUCGGUUGAAAAAUCAUUUACAUCUUAUUUUUUUAUAGAAAUCAUUUGCAUCUUAUUUUUCUUGUAUAGACGUACAUUAUUGUUAUCACUAAUAGAAAGAGUUAUAUAUGUUUAGAGUUCAUUGCAUGAGCACUCACUAAUUAAUAUUAUGUUGUAUGUGACAUUGGUCUAUUUGUACAAUUUCCUUCAACAUGGAUUUUGUACAUAGAGAGGUUGAAAUUUGUACAAUUUGAUUAUGGAUUAUAACCUAGUAGGUCCAUCCAAUGCUCUGGGGCCUUGUUAAGCUGCCACGUUGAGGGAGGAAAAUAAUGGACCCUUGUGGUGGAUUUUAGGACGUGUAGGAGGGGCCCUCUAUGUAAUGGGCCCUGAAGGCCCAUGUUUCUGGCCUAACUAUUUGCACCAUCUUCAGUGCGAUUGGAUCGAUCAUGUAGGCCAUAUAAUAUAUCAACUGUAGCCCUAUAGUGCUUGGCUCCUCAUUCUUCCUUUCUAAAUAUAUAGUCGUGUUAGAAUAAUAUCCACCACAGAUAAUAGUGAUUAACCUCUUAUUAGAAAUUAUCACAUGAAAAGGUAAAUGGUUGAGUAUAGAUUGAGCUCAAUUUUCAUCAGUAAAAAUAGUUAAAUCGAACCCCUUUUUUCUUGAUUAAAGACAAUUAAUCACAACACUAUAUCUGCAUAGUUUGAGGUUAUUACGAGUCAAAAGCCCGGAUAAGCAAAGGACUUGUUCAAGUCAAGAGGGUGGAGGCCAUGUCGACAAAUAGGCUACUUGGGCCGAGAUAGUUCCAGCCCAAUUGGGACAUGUCAUAUUUGUGCUGGUACGGCAUGCUAGCUACAAGCUAAAGAAGGUUCAAAUAAGUUUCCAUAACUUUGACCAACAAUGGAAAUUUAGUAAUUAUUGAUUAAAAAUAUGAUUGAAGAUUUCUUUGGAAGAUUUAUAAAACGCAGAAUAAAGAAUGUGGAAAAUGUAUGAAUUUUUAUAUAAAUAUAUUUCAUCGUUAAUGAAAUUAUAGAAUAACA